AUGCAGGAGGGGGCGCUGACAGGUCGGAGGACUCCGAGGCUGGAAGACUCUCUAGAGGAAGAGGCAGAAACCGUCUACUACAACGUAAAAGCAAGCAUACGACAAAUCGAGACAUGGAAGGACGUGAAGAGAGGUUACAUGUCACUGUCAUGGUACAUUUGCUUCGUUCUCAUCUUCGUAGGAAUCUUAGCGAUGCAGAUGGACAUAGGACGAGCUUACUUGGUUGACUACUCCCUUAGAGAAGUGUUGGUUGGACAGUCUGAUAAGUUGGACGGAAUUCGCUCCAUAAAUCAAUUGUGGGAUUACAUCAUUGGGACAGAUCCAGUGACAGACACAGGCCUCGUGGGCAAGACGUUUGAGGAGAACUGGUAUAAUGGACAAGCGUACGAUCCUAACGAGCUUGGGUUCGUUCUCGAGUACAACAAGAUAGUUGGGGGAGUCCUCUUGGUACAACAGCGAGGAGUUAUCAGCAACUGCACCAAGGAGAGCGUUUACUCUAUCUUGUACCCAAACUGCUACGACUGGGCUGUCGACAAGUCUCCUUUCGGACCUCUGGGUGCUGAUGGGUUGCCGUCGUACAAUUAUUCGUCGCAAUGGGGCGGGCAUGGAGUGUUCUUGAAACUCUCAGACGGUCGGGAUGUGAACGUGGGCAUUGUCAACGAUCUCAAGGCAAACCUCUGGAUAGACAAGCAGACUCGCGCGCUGCACGUGAAGUUCGCGGUGUACAACGGAAACCUCGAACUCUUCACCUACAUGGACUUGAAGUUUACUUUCGGUCAAGGCGGUGGCCUCAAACGUCCUCACAGCCUCAAGAUUCAAUCAGUCCCUCUUGAGCUUUAUACUCGUCCUAUUGACUUGUUCAGGCUUACACUGGAGAUGGUGUUCAUCGCCAUCGUAGGCUUCCAGUUUGGGACAGAGGUGAACGAACUCUUGGAAUGUAUCGCGAAAGGAAGACCGUUGGAAUAUUUCUUGGACUUCUGGAAUAUCUUGGACAUUUUGAAUAUCGCCCUCUUCUCGGUGGGUAUUGUGUGGAGAGUUCAGUAUGUCUCUCUCGUCAGUGCAAACCCUUUAGAAGUUCCUACUGAUGAAUACAAGCUGUUAAUUGAAGAAUCGGCACAGCUACAGGGAACUCAGGUAUCAAUCAAUUCGUUCAACAUCUUGAUAUGUAUCUUCCGACUUUUCAAAUUUUAUGAGUUCCAGGACAGGUUGAACAUCCUGACCCGAACUUUUGGGCAUGCAUGGACGGAUUUGUAUCAUUUCCUAAUCAUGUUUCUGGUGAUUUUCUUUGGAUAUUCCUUUCUCAGCCACGUUAUCUGGGGUCCACACCUUUACGCGUACAACACCUUCGGGCUGGCGAUUCAGACCCAAUGGGAGAUGAUCUUGGGCAACUAUGACUAUCAGGCCUUGAAGAAGAUCGCUCCAGAUUUCGCCGCCAUCUUGUUCUGGUCCUUUAUCUUCUUCGUUGCGAUCGUCUGCCUCAAUGUCUUGCUUGCUAUCUUGAUUGAGGCUUUUGGAACUGCUUCGGAGCCGGAAGAUCAGGACAUCCCCCCCAACAGCGUUGGCGAGCAGCUCACUGUAGCAGCAUAUCGGCUCCUGUCCAACGGACCCGGAGAUCCAUCUGAGAAGGACCUAACUGACGAGAUGCUCGCCAGAGUUCUUAGACAUUUCGCUUCAGAUGGUAUCAAGAUCGUCACGGAGAGUGACAUUGCCGCUCGUUUGGACUAUGGCAUGCAGGGUCAACUCCAAAGAAAGCUACCCAUCCUGAAAGUUGCAGACAGCGCGAUGGUCGAACGCGAGAAGGGGAUCGCUGACUCAGUGAAUUUGGAAAUGAAUCGAAAGAAGCAGGAACUUCUACGACGAUCUACAGCUUUGCUGCACGAGAAUACCAGGCUCAAGGAGAGGAUCGUGCAGCUUGAGCAGCUGUCAAAACCUACACAAGAUGUUUUGGAUGGGAGGAAGAUAUAA
Molecule: messenger RNA, 1965 nt
Organism: Guillardia theta CCMP2712
Lineage: Eukaryota; Cryptophyceae; Pyrenomonadales; Geminigeraceae
Exons: 3
Coding region: 1-1965 (654 amino acids)
Cellular component (GO): membrane
Molecular function (GO): calcium ion binding
Source: RefSeq, a predicted model, not a curated record